GCAAGAAGCAACAGUCGCACCAUGGUUCCUCAGGCUCGCCGCUGGCUGGUGUUUUUCUGCUUUCUGCUCCAGCUUCAGGGACCCCUAGGAACUGUAGGUACGGAAGUCCCAUCUGUCCAGGGAGGGUUUCUCUGUGGACUGGGUGAGUUGAGAAGUCAAGCUGUUCGCAACAGCAGCUGGGACAUCAACAGGAACCCGCUCCCAGGUGGCUCCAUCAGGCAAAGGCGCGCCUAUGCGUUUCUGGAGGAGCUGUGGCCGGGUUCCCUGGAGAGAGAAUGCCUCGAGGAGCGGUGCUCCUUUGAGGAAGCCCGAGAGAUCUUCAAGAGCACGGACAGAGCAAAGCAGUUCUGGAUUGUGUACACAGAUGGGAACCAAUGCGCCUCGAAUCCAUGCCAGAAUGGGGGCACCUGCCAGGACCACCUCCAGUCUUACAUCUGCUUCUGCCUCAUAGACUUUGAGGGCCGGAACUGUGAGAAGAACAAGAAUGAGCAGCUGAUCUGUGCCAAUGAUAACUGUGGCUGUGACCAGUACUGCACUGACCAUCCAGGGACCAAGUGCACCUGCCACUGCCAUGAGGACUAUGUGUUGCAGCCUGAUGGGGUGUCCUGCAAACCAAAAGUUGAGUAUCCAUGUGGGAAAAUACCUGUUCUGGAAAAAAGAAAUUCCAGCGGCCCCCAAGGCCGGAUUGUGGGAGGCAAGGUGUGCCCCAAAGGGGAGUGUCCAUGGCAGGCUGUGCUGAAAAACAGUGGGUCACUGCUGUGCGGGGCCAUCCUAUUGGACAGUACGUGGAUCGUGUCUGCAGCCCACUGUUUCGAUACUAUCAGGAGCUGGAGGAACAUAACAGUGGUGAUGGGUGAGCAAGACUUGAGCGAGAAGGAUGGGACUGAGCAGGUACAACGGGUCAGACAGGUCAUUAUUCCUAACAAGUACAUCCCAGGCAAGAUCGACCACGACAUUGCCCUGCUCCGUCUCCGCCAACCUGUGACCUUCACUGACCAUGUGGUACCCCUGUGUCUGCCCGAAAGGGCCUUCUCCGAGAGAACCCUCUCCAGAAUCCGCUUCUCAAGGGUCAGUGGCUGGGGCCAGCUGCUGGACCGGGGGGCCACAGCCCUGGAGCUCAUGGCUGUUGAAGUGCCCCGGAUGAUGACUCAGGACUGCCUGGAACACGCCAAGCACAGUCCCAGCACCCCCCAGAUCACUGACAACAUGUUCUGCGCUGGCUAUAUGGACGGCACAAAGGAUGCCUGUAAAGGCGAUAGCGGCGGCCCCCACGCCACACACUACCGUGGCACCUGGUACCUGACAGGUGUGGUCAGCUGGGGCGAGGGCUGUGCAGCUGUUGGCCAUGUUGGAGUGUACACCAGGGUCUCCAGGUACACAGAAUGGCUGAUCAAGUUCAUGAACUCCGAGCCCCAGGCUGGGAUUUUUCGAGUCGAGCUUGAGGCUGAGAUAAGCAGGAGGACCAUGGCCACCUGGGGCUCAGGGCGAGUGAACCUUGCCCCCAUGCCUGUCCCAGCAGCUGCUGUCCUUGACCACACCAUGGGGAGCCUGCUGAGACUCAGCCUGCUCUAUGUUGCCCUGGCCAGCCUCCUGUCACCUGGAAGAAGCCUGUUUAUUAACCGGGAACGCGCCAACAAUGUCCUGACGAGGAUUCCAAGGGCAAACUCAUUUUUUGAAGAGAUGAAGAAGGGCAAUCUGGAAAGAGAAUGUAUGGAAGAAGUAUGUUCUUAUGAAGAGGCCCGCGAAGUCUUCGAGGAUACUCAGAAGACGAAUGAAUUCUGGAACAAAUACAAAGAUGGUGACCAGUGCGAAACCAAGCCUUGCCAGAAUCAAGGCCAGUGUCGCGACGGCCUCGGCGAGUACACAUGCACCUGCAUGGAGGGAUACGAAGGCAAAAACUGUGAAUUCUUUGUUCGGAAACUCUGUAGCCUAGACAACGGAGACUGUGACCAGUUCUGCAGCGAAGAGCAGAACACGGUGGUGUGCUCCUGCGCCAGCGGUUACUUCCUGGGUGAUGAUGGCAAGUCCUGCAUCUCCACAGUGCCCUUCCCCUGUGGGAAAACCACCAUAGGACGUAGGAAGAGAUCCUUGGACCAGAGCACCAACCACAGUGAGCCUUUCCAUGAAGACCUCCUGGACUUAGAAUUGCUGUCACCUACAGAGAAUCCUUCCAACCUGCUCAACCUCAAUCAGACACAACCAGAAAAGGACAGCUCAAGCGUUAUUCGGAUUGUGGGUGGCCGAGCAUGCAAAGACGGGGAGUGUCCCUGGCAGGCUCUGCUCAUCAACGAUGACAAUGAGGGCUUCUGUGGGGGCACCAUCUUGAAUGAGUUCUACAUCCUCACGGCGGCCCACUGUCUGCACCAAGCCAAGCGAUUCAGGGUGAGGGUAGGGGAUCGGAACACAGAGAAGGAGGAAGGCAAUGAGAUGGUGCACGAGGUGGACGUGAUCAUAAAGCACAACAAGUUCGUGAGGGAGACCUAUGACUUCGACAUCGCAGUGCUCAAGCUGAAAACUCCCAUCACGUUCCGCAUGAACGUGGCCCCCGCCUGCCUGCCUCAGAAGGACUGGGCUGAGGCCACACUGAUGACGCAGAAGUCGGGCAUUGUGAGUGGGUUUGGACGCACACAUGAGAAGGGCCGCCAGUCAAACAUCUUGAAGAUGCUGGAGGUGCCCUAUGUGGAUCGCAACACCUGCAAGCUCUCCAGCAGCUUCACCAUCACACAGAACAUGUUCUGUGCUGGCUACGAUGCCAAACUGGAGGAUGCCUGCCAGGGGGACAGCGGCGGCCCCCAUGUCACCGAGUACAAAGGCACCCACUUCGUGACUGGCAUUGUCAGCUGGGGAGAAGGGUGUGCGAGGAAAGGGAAGUACGGGAUCUACACGAAGGUCACGGCCUUCCUCAGGUGGAUCGAGAAGUCCAUGAAAGCCAGGGUGGUUCCCACAUCUGAGACCCCAACGUCAACAAGCCCUCCCCAUUAAAGCAGCUCUCUAGA
This is a messenger RNA of Microtus oregoni (creeping vole), 2996 nucleotides long. RefSeq lists its product as uncharacterized. The transcript has 16 exons. Gene Ontology annotation, molecular function: serine-type endopeptidase activity; calcium ion binding. The record is from RefSeq and is a predicted model, not a curated record. Gene Ontology annotation, cellular component: extracellular region. Gene Ontology annotation, biological process: proteolysis; blood coagulation. NCBI's taxonomy places the organism in Eukaryota, Metazoa, Chordata, Mammalia, Rodentia, Cricetidae. Bases 22 to 2982 code for a protein of 986 amino acids.